CAUGCCUCAGUGCUCCUCGGAGCAUGCGACGGGACAGACGGGAUAGAGCGGUGCUGUGUGGAGCCCCCACGCAGUCAACUCCUUCCUUUCUGACCCGGAGCGUUUUGGAGGUGUUUCUGUGGUGCAGGUGUUCUCAAGGCCAGACCGCGGGACUUGGUGACGCGGAGCUUAGGCGAGGUGUCCCCAAUCCCUGUGGCAAGUGCCCUUGAGGCCGCGCUGCACAACUUGAUAACCCAUAGUGUUUCCUAGGCUUUUCUCUCUUUUAGUUGCCCUCGAGGCCAGACCGCAGGAUUGGUGAUCCGGAAAAUUUCCGGGGAGUCUCCAAUCCCUGCGGAAGGUGGCCUCGAGGGCAGCCUGCAGGACUUGGUGACCCGGAGAUCUUCCGAGGUGUCUCUCUCUUGCAGGUACCCUCAAGACCAGACUGUGGGAUGGUAGGAAGACGCCUGAGCCUGCUCAGAAGAAGGAAGAAGGAAGGCCCUGGGACUACCCCAGCACAACACCCUGAGGAGGUGGAGCAGUUCCAGCCCCUGCAGGAGGAUCCAGACCAGAACCGGAUACAAGAGCAGGACCGUGCCCGUGGCCACUUCCGCAGGGCCGUACAGACCUUUCUGAAAUUCUUGAGCGUUCGGCGUAGAAGGUGCAGGAUCACACCAAUUGAGGUCAUGGCGCAGCCUGACCCCACGCCGACUGAGCUCAAGGCGGGCCCUGAUGAUGGCACAGCAAACUGUGACACCGCAGUGACCGAUCACGUGACAAACUCCAACAUGGCACUGCCUGAGCUCACCAUGGAGACUGAUGAUGCAACGACUGAGGGCAUCGCAGAUGCUGACAGCACACCUGUUCAGCGCCUGUCAGAUGCUCCCAUUCUGGAUAUUCUUGACGAGGGAGUUAUCUCUGUGGAAGAAACCAUGAAGGCAGACAGAGACAUGGAGCGGAGACGCUCCAGAGUGAUCAAGCUGGUCUGGGUGAAGAAAGCGGAGGAGGAAAGCCCUGGGGCUGCCCCAGCACAACACCCUGAGGAGGUGGAGCAGUUCCAGCCCCUGCAGGAGGAUCCAGGCCAGAACCGGACACAAGAGCAGGACUGUGCCCGUGGCCACUUCCACAGAGCUGAUCAGAGGGUGCGGAAAUCCGUUCCUGUUCGCCGCAGAAAGGCCAGGGCCUCACCAACUGAGGUGUUGGCACAGCCUGAGCCCAACCCAACCAAGCUCAAGGCCAAGGCUGACGCCCCAGGGACUCAGGGCAUCGCAGACGCUGACAGCACACCCAUUCAGCGCCUGCCAGAUGCUCCCAAUCUGGACUUUUCUGGGGACAGAAUUAUCUCUGCUCAAGUGCCAGCUGUGGUGAGGUCCAUCCACCAGUGGCUGACUUCCACUAUGUCUGCUGGGCACGUGCUGGAUAAGACCCUUCUAGCACUGACCGAGGCACACCCCGUGGAUGUCGCCAUCACCCUCCUGCGCUGUGCCCCCUCGUGUGACAGAGCUGCUGCAACCAUGUGGAGGACCAUCGCCUCAUCGGGAAGGACACUGCAGAAGGUGCUGCCAACCCUGCUCGGCGUGAUGGAGGACUGGCCGUGGUACUACACGCGCACCUCCGAUGGGGACAACACAGCCAUCUUUGCCUUGGCUGCAACUCUGGCACUGUGGAUGAUUGUCCAGGAGCCCCAGUGCCCGGGGCCUUUGAUGGACUAUUCCCCCCAUCUCCUCGUGGCUCUGCUGUUCCAAAUCUUCAUCAGCACAGAGCAGAUGUCAGAGGAGGUCGACAACUUCUGGAGGGGAUGCCAGGAGCAACACGACCUUCCCACCAACCCCAACAGGUUUGCAGUGCUGACCAUGAAGGCCCUGCUCCGCUGUCUGCACUGUGAGGAUGUCGUGAAUUCGGUGGAAAACAAUCGUGGCUGGGUGAGGCUCCUCAAUGCUCGCAGCCGCCGCUACGCAGCGGCUCUGCUGGCCAGGGAGAUGCGCCGUGUCUCCAGCCCCUUGUGUUCUCGGAUCACACUCCACCUGCUGGAGCUGCUGCGCAGGGAGGAGCCGUGCUGGGACCUCCCUGCCAUGGCAUUCCUUGUGGAGGUCCUGGACUGCCUGGACACGAGAGAAUGUGGUGACAGGGUCCUGGAGAUCCUUUCAAGGAACUUGGGGAGCACGAACAAAAAGUGGCGUCAACUGGCGCUCAGAGUCCUCGUAGCACUCAGCCAGGAUCCCGAGAUGGCCAAGAGCAUCUGGAGCCUGAAUGAAAGGCUCGUGCAGCUACUGGGGGAUGCAGACAGAGAUGUGGUUUGGAUGACCCUCUCUGUGCUCGACAACGUGCUCUGGAGCAGUCUGUGGACACAGCGCCACAAGAGAGUCCGCAGCAAAGACCCCCUAAUACCCACCCCCACCGGCCUGCAGUUGGCUGAGGCGCUCCGGCCACUGUUUGACCACGAUGACAGCAGUGUGCGGGAGGGCUCCAUUGUCAUCUUCACUCUUUUGAUGAAACUGAUGGAGAGAGUGGGAAAGAGGCCCCUGAAGCCACACGUGUGCCUGAGCCUGCUCCCGCUCUACUUCCACCGGUAUGAUGAGAACCUGGUUGUGAAAAAGGCCUCUCAGAAAGCACUGCUGGCUGUGACCAGGUUCCUAAAGAGGAGGGAUCUUGGGCGCCUGGUGAACACAGAGGAGCCAUGGAAGUUUGCCGAGUGCCUGCUGAAGAGGGACCGGAGCCGAGUGGCCAAGUACAUGCACCAGGCCCUGCCGUACCUGCGGAGCCCACAGCAGCCCCUGCGAGAGGCAGCCAUCAAGUUCAUGGGGAUUGCUGGGGGGUACCUGAGGGGACAGCACAAAGAGCUGCAGCUCAUCAUUGACGCCCUUCAAGCCAUGAGAGAUGACAGGAGCCCUGCUGUCUCAAACCUGGCACUUGAAAACAUCAACUUUGUUAGAGCUGUACAGAGAGCUAAAGCUCCCCCCUCCAGGUUCCAGCAGCUCCAAGACCGGCUCUGCAGGGCAUGGAACAGCCUGCCUUCUCUCUGGGGCUGUGUCUGCUGUAGCUGUGUGGAGAGUUGAUGCAGGCAGCUCUGUCUGUUGGGGCCACCUGAGCCUGUGGGGAAGAUGCUUCUUCUCCACAAGCCUUUCUUUUUACACUAGCAUAGGAAUAUUAAAUAAAUAAUGUUAU
Lepidothrix coronata (blue-crowned manakin) is the source of this 3141-nucleotide messenger RNA. RefSeq names its product maestro heat-like repeat-containing protein family member 6. Lineage: Eukaryota; Metazoa; Chordata; Aves; Passeriformes; Pipridae. Bases 429 to 3032 code for a protein of 867 amino acids. Gene Ontology annotation, cellular component: cytoplasm. The transcript has 18 exons. The record is from RefSeq and is a predicted model, not a curated record.